Phytomonas sp. EM1 is the source of this 1392-nucleotide messenger RNA. Lineage: Eukaryota; Euglenozoa; Kinetoplastea; Trypanosomatida; Trypanosomatidae. The record is from the annotation of a GenBank genome assembly.
AUGGUGGUGAAGAUCUCCAAAUCCGGUGGGUCCGGCCCCUCCGCGAAGAAGCGGAGCGCAACGACGUCCUCGUCGAUAGAGGGGGUGGUGGAAACCACCUCCACCAGCCGCCCGUCGGGCGAUUCUCAAAAGGAAAAGCAGCCCCCCUCAAGCGCGAGGAAACCCCUCAAACGCGUGAAAUUCGACGACGAAGGGCUCGUCAAGGCCGAUGCGAGCCUCGCGUCGAAGAAAAUCCAACGCACCCCAACCCCCGCCCCCGCGAAAAACUCGAAGGAAGGAGGCCAAUCGAAGCGACCGCGAAAGGUGGAGCCCACCGGGGAGGGGAAACGACGCCGAGCGCGCGCCGAGGACGACCAACCCCACCUCGCGAACCACCCCAACGCGAACGAAAACGAAGCCGACGACGAUAAUGAGGAGGAGGAGGAGGUGCGUUCGUUGGUGGAUAGCAGCGGUAGCGAGGACGAUCUCAACGCGAAAGGCGAGGAGGACGAGGAGGAUCUUAGUGAGCUCGCGAGCCUCGCCGGCAGCGACGGGGGUGAAAACGACAAAGAGGAAAACCCCUUCCAGCGGGCUCGCCGCACCGGGGAACGGCUGGCGUACGCCGUCCUGCAGCUUCGCUUUCUCCCGCCGGAGUUUCAGGAGCCGCAGUUGUUUAAAUUUCUCGGCCAAUUCGGCGCGAGCGUGCUGAACUGCUUUUGCGUGCGCAGCCGUCGAACGCAUCAAUCGAAAGGCAUCGCGUACGUGCAGUUCGACCGCGAAUCGGUCCUCCCCACGGUCGUGGAGGAAUGCCAUGGAAUGCUGCUUGGGGGGCGGACCGUUCGCGCGAAAACGGUGAUCCUGCAUCGCGCGAUGCCCUCGCGGGAGAGCGUGGCGAAGCGCCGGCAGCUCGCGUACGCGUAUAAAACCAAAGGUGCCCCGCUUAAACGCCAUAACGUCUCGCGGAAGGAUCCCGUGGCGCUGUUGAUUAAGGCCGCCCGGACGGAAGCGCAGAAUAACGCGUAUUUGAAAAGCCUCGGGAUCGACUACACGACGGAUUUUUUCACCUCACAGCUCGCAAAUAUCCCGGCAGAUCAGAUCGAUCACGCGAAGAAACCGCGUGGGAUGAAGUUGGGCAAACCCACCGUCGCGGCCGCGGAGGAAAACGCGGAAAUCGAGGUAACGGCAGGGAAAGCUUCCUCGUUGGAAGCUAAAAAGACAACGCGAUCGGAUCCCCCACUCGCAUCGCCCCCAAAGGUGGAGGAAGCCGCGAAGACGAAUGACGCGCCCGCGAACGACAAACGCCAACGUCGUGAAAGCGUCGCGGAGAAAAAGGGCACCGUGGAAAAGAGUAAGGCAACGAAAAAAAUGAGCAAACCCACAAAGCCCACGAAACCCUUGAAGAAAUCAAAGUGA